This is a messenger RNA of Penaeus chinensis, 428 nucleotides long. RefSeq lists its product as uncharacterized. The record is from RefSeq and is a predicted model, not a curated record. Bases 22 to 399 code for a protein of 125 amino acids. The transcript has 4 exons. Lineage: Eukaryota; Metazoa; Arthropoda; Malacostraca; Decapoda; Penaeidae.
UGAUAUACUCGCUUUCCAUGCAUGACGUGUGCAUAUACAGUAUAUAUACACCUUACUCUCAAGAGCCCUUCAGAGCGUAACGAUGGUCAAGAAAGCAAUACUGGUCAUUCUCUUGGUGGUAUUCGUCGUGGCUUUACAUGUAGAGUCAAAACCUGCCCAGCUCCUGCCUCCGCUUCUGCCGCCCAUUCCCGAUACUAUUCCCUUCCCCGCGCCGCCCCCGGGAACGGAACCGGAAUACGUCUGAACCCUUCUCUACGGAUCGACUUCUGCGAAAAAUACAGAACCUGUCAUCGGGAUGGACGAUGUAGUUCCACUUCACCCAGUUUUCACAUAAGCUCAAGGUCCAUAGAUAUGGGACUAAGGAUCUUCGAAUUGUUCCAGAUAUGUAUGUUCACAUAAUUUCAAUUAAUAAAGGGGUAUUAUUCAAA